CUUUUCCUCUCCCCUCUCUCGUUCCUUCGAGCCCUCCGCUGGCUACAGAACCACACGCAGGCACGCACUCAAUCUCCCUCAAGAUUGCGACUCCUUUUCUGCAGAAACUCACGGGCUUCUCUCCUUCGUCAACCUCUCGACCUCAUUCGGCAUUUGCGAUUUCAUUGACCUCCCCUGGAGACCCUAGCUCGGCGCCUCCUCCUCCUCCCACUCCUCUUCUCUGCUUCAAUCUGCUGCUGCCGUGCUGCGUGAGUGUGAUCGAGGACCUUCCCUUUCUCCGGCGACCAGCGUUUCUUUUCUUGCUAACUGAGCAGAGCACGGAGCUUCCCUUCUCUUUUUGCUGAUGCUUUCUAAGGACUUUUUAUGUUGUCUCCACGUCUUUGGAAAGGGCUGCUCUAAUUUGAUUGACAGAGAAGAAAGAGAAGAUUUCAAACUUUUCACUAGAUAAAGCAGAGAUAAAAGCGUACAGGCUUCCACGAACUCAAUAUAUAUUAGUUGGACAAAAUAGUUUACUUUCUUGUUGGGUGUUCAAUAAUGGAAGUUUUGGUUCCAAAGCUUCCAUCCUUCAAAAUUUCAAGCCCCAUUUGCCGCUGCUCUAUCAAUACUCAUAGAUCAUCAUUUAAUGGACUUAGAUUCCGUCGCUUGUCUUCUGUUUGUGCAUCCAUAGUCAAUGAAGAAGUAGCCAAACCUUCUAGUGGUACUUCUCUGGGUCACUCAACCAGACCUGACUUCCCCAUUCUCCACCAGGAAGUGAAUGGCUCAAAACUUGUUUACUUGGAUAAUGCGGCAACUUCUCAGAAGCCAAUCAAUGUCUUGAAGACCUUGCAACAUUAUUACGAAGCUUAUAAUUCAAAUGUUCACCGUGGCAUUCAUUUCUUAAGUGCAAAGGCCACAGAUGAGUAUGAAUUGGCUAGAAAGAAGGUUGCAGCAUUUGUCAAUGCUUCAGAUUCAAGGGAGAUUAUUUUUACUAGAAAUGCUACUGAAGCUAUCAAUCUAGUGUCAUAUUCUUGGGGCUUGUCAAAUUUAAAACCAGAAGAUGAGAUCAUACUGACGGUUGCUGAACAUCAUAGUGCCAUUGUGCCUUGGCAACUUGUAGCACAAAGUGUUGGGGCUGUUUUGAAAUUUGUUGAUCUAAGCCAAGAUGAAACUCCUGAUAUUGACAAGUUAAAAGAAAUGAUCUCGAGGAAGACAAAGCUAAUAGUUGUCCAUCACGUUUCAAAUGUGCUUGCUUCUGUCCUUCCAAUUGAAGAAAUUGCACAUUGGGCACAUGAUGUUGGAGCCAAAGUGCUCGUAGAUGCCUGUCAAAGUGUUCCACACAUGGUGGUUGAUGUUCAGAGCCUUAAUGUUGAUUUUCUUGUUGCCUCUUCACACAAGAUGUGUGGGCCUACAGGCAUUGGAUUCUUGUAUGGUAAAAGUGAUAUCUUGUCUACCAUGCCACCGUUUUUGGGUGGUGGAGAAAUGAUUUCUGAUGUAUAUCUUGAUCAUUCAACUUAUGCUGAUCCUCCGUCCCGGUUUGUGAACUCUUUCUUUCAUUGAUACAGUUUAUCUUAUGUUUAUGCAUAAAGCAUAGAUGGGAAGAGAACUGGCAGCUAUGGUUUUUUGCUCGGCCCUAUUGCAUGCUUAGGAAAUCAGUUGCUUUGCUUCUGGCAAAAAUGCUCUGAAACCCGUAACAUGUAAUUUGAAAAGUGAUUAAUUCAAACAUUUAGUUAUUGUCAGUGAAUACAUUUCAGUCAACCGAAGGCCCUUUAUUAAUAUCCUAGCACCAUUCCUUUUUGUUGAGCAUUUUCUGCAAAGUCAAUUAUUCUUUCACUAGAUAGGGCCGGCCAGUUCAACAACCAUUGAAACUGGAACUGAUUGAAGUUCCUCGUUUUUUUUAGUGAAAAGCGGUCGGCAGAUUUUUUAAUGAAUUAAUCACCAGAUAAUUAGUCAAUGAUUUGGCUGAUGGUAAAGUUGCCACUUCACCCCAUUUUUUUUUUCAUAAACCUGUAUAUCUUAACUUCUAAAGGGUGAGGAUUCAGUUAUGAAAUCUUAAACUGUGAGAGAUCAUUUCACUUUUUGUUACAAAAGAAUCAUAUCAGUUUCAGUUGCAGUAGAUGACCAUAAUAAGAAUUUGUACUUUUAGAAUGCAACACUAAGUACAUUUUAAACUUUCAUAUGGAAAAAUUAUUGCACACAAUUAAGAAUAAAGUUUUGAGAAAAUGCCUUUCGUGCCUCACCUAAUCUUGUAACAGUACCUUAUAGUGCCAACAGAAGGGAAUACGGUGCCUCAUGAGGCACUGUUUAGAAUACUGUGCCUAAUAGAGCUGGUUAGAUGCACCAAAACAGUACAAGGCUAGAAACUUUGGCAGUCCGCGCUUAUUCCAGCCACAGCACUCUUGGCCAAAUUAACUUUUAUACUUCUUUUUGGAAUUAUUGAUUCUUAAAAGGUUUUUAUGUUUUAAUCUGGUUCAACAGUCAAACCAAAACAGUGGACUUUGAACUGCAUUAUUUUUUGGUUUAUUGACUGUUCUGAUUUGUAGGAUAUUGCUCAUGCCUAAUGGUUUUUCCCCUACUCUGUUUUGAUGAUUCUUCUUUGUAAUGG
Messenger RNA from Neltuma alba, 2581 nucleotides. RefSeq names its product cysteine desulfurase 1, chloroplastic. The transcript has 9 exons. The record is from RefSeq and is a predicted model, not a curated record. Gene Ontology annotation, molecular function: cysteine desulfurase activity; pyridoxal phosphate binding. Bases 535 to 1536 code for a protein of 333 amino acids. NCBI's taxonomy places the organism in Eukaryota, Viridiplantae, Streptophyta, Magnoliopsida, Fabales, Fabaceae.